AGUGCCUUCUGUCGACGAUGGUUUUGUCUUCUUGAAUUCACCAGUAAUUUAUUCAUUAAAAAAUCCUGUCCCCUGAUAAAUUCACCUUGAAGCCAUGACAGACGAAAAAGAGGAAUCUCUUGGUAAUCGCUUGACUGCCAAAGAAUUGCUGGUAACCCGUGGAAUUCGUGCCCAGGCAUACGACGAAUACGCGAAAUCAUCUCUCGUGCUACCAAAAUGUGGAGAUAAAUUAUUCGAGCCAAACGGUUCAUGGCUGCAAGAGAAACAGAUCAGUACAAAUCUGGAGAACAUGAGAGAUCUUCUGAAAAUAGAGAGAGUAAACAGACUGUCACAAUUGGCAGUGGCAGAGUGGCUGCCAACAGAGAAGAGAGCCCUCGUCACCAAAAGAUCAGGUGUUGAAUGGACAAAUUACGGUACGGAACUCAACAGAAAUCUCUAUCUAAUCCCAGAAGAGGCUCUAUUGCUCCUAGAGCUCAACUCCCUGGAGUUGAUAUUCAACGGACUCUCACUAUCGAUUCAGCAAGCUUACGAGAUCCUGCUGGACUCGCCAAAUUCCCCUGUCACCCUGAACGAGUAUCGAGUGUUCAGUCAGCUGUCAAGACUGGGUUAUCGCCUCCAACGAUUUCACUACGAUAAAUCAGUGCGUUCAGAGGACGGUUUUCAUCCAAAGAAGAAGGUCAUCGUCGUCCCUGAGAACGGCCAGUGGAUGACAGACCAAAAGCCCCUGAAAACCCGACCAGAGGCAUCAGCGACACCUGAAAAAAUUGAGGUCGAGGUGAAAGAAGCCCUGAAAACAAUGAUAAAUCUCAUAGAUAAAUCUCAGACCCACGAGACCCCAAAAACAAACGGUAACUCUGUGGACCCAGAGGACCCAAAAAAUUCAAAAUCCACAAAACUGGAGAUAGUCCUGGAGGAGACAGUCAUCAACCCGAUAAAAAUCGUGAGGACCCCAGAGCACUCGAAGGGAACCCCCAAAUGGACAGCAUCAAGAAUUCAAAGAAACGUCAAACAAUUGCCAAGACGAAAUGACAACAAACGAAAGCUCCAGAUUACCUCCACGUCACCUCAAUCAAAGAAACCGAAACACGAGGUAAUUGAUCUCUCAGACGAGGACAUCCAGGAGAUUCCGAUAGUCCCAUCACGAAUGGAUUUGCUGAAUCAAUUUCCCAACACGGCCAACAACGACAGGAUCAAAAUAACCACUGACUGCAUUCCCCCCAAUGUCAACCCCCAGAGAAUGAUUUAUCAGUGUGAUAAACAAUAUUUAGAAAUGAUCAAUGAGAAUGAUAAGACUCUCAGGUCAUCAGUGAAGUCAGAUAGAAGUGUUAUGCCUUACGAUAGCAGUAGAUCAUACGAUCAUAGAAACCCUGGCCCCCAUUGGAGGCAUAAUUACCACCAAAAUGGCCACGAGAAUUACCAAAACAGGGGCAUUACGUACAAUCGAUCCUUCAGAAGUGAAUAUUACUCUGGCAAUUGGGUGCAGCGGAGAAUCGAUAGAAAUUCCACUGGCACUCAGAUAAACUCCAGACGCUGGAUGUCCUAUCACCAGGUGAAUGUAAUCAGAAAUUCUGUGACACUGGGGUACACCAUAGCCGCAACAUCUUUCCAUAAUUCUAUGAAUUUCUGUAAUAAUUUCAUGUGGCGGACCCAGAAUUUAUUCCGAGGAAGAUACAAUCAGAGAUCCAUCAGGAUAACUCCCAGAGUUCGUUCGUCGAGUCAGGGGAGUGAUGCUGGACUUUAUCAGUCAUCUUUUGCCAGAGUACCUGCAUCAUCGUGGUCUGAGAUGAAGCAGAAGUGGAGGGAGGCAAAAAUUAUUACUAUUCAUGAUGAAGAUGAUAAAAUGGACUGCAGUGAUGUUGAGCUCGUUGAGGAGAAUAUUCAGCCUUUGGUGGGAGUCAGGCAUGCUGGUAGCUUUGGGGAUGUCUUUGAGAGGCUGAGGAUCAUCAAAUCAGCGACGGAGAAGACUGUCAGAAAGAAGAAAGGGGAUUACAGAAUUUCUUAUAAAGUCUUUCCGAAUAAUACCCUGCACUUCAGAAAAGCUAAUCCAGGGAAUCCCUUGUUUCACAUCGUUAUCUCCAGUCAUUGUAAGCAGUUUCCACAACCAGUUGAAUUAAAUAGACUCCAGCAGGAUGGAAACACUUCAUCAAUAGUCUUCGCUCUCGUAUCAGAUUCAACGACAACCUACAUGCAAGUCGGUGCAGUCUCCCUCCCAAAUUUAUCAAAUGACUAUUUAGUCUAAAAAUUUUCCAACUGUUUUCUACUUUGUUAAUAAACAAAA
Molecule: messenger RNA, 2278 nt
Organism: Fopius arisanus
Lineage: Eukaryota; Metazoa; Arthropoda; Insecta; Hymenoptera; Braconidae
Gene: Tsen54
Product: tRNA splicing endonuclease subunit 54
Exons: 3
Coding region: 95-2239 (714 amino acids)
Biological process (GO): tRNA-type intron splice site recognition and cleavage
Cellular component (GO): tRNA-intron endonuclease complex
Source: RefSeq, a predicted model, not a curated record